Molecule: messenger RNA, 819 nt
Organism: Xenia sp. Carnegie-2017
Lineage: Eukaryota; Metazoa; Cnidaria; Anthozoa; Malacalcyonacea; Xeniidae
Product: McKusick-Kaufman/Bardet-Biedl syndromes putative chaperonin-like
Exons: 4
Coding region: 1-819 (272 amino acids)
Biological process (GO): cilium assembly; protein folding; developmental process
Cellular component (GO): nucleus; cytoplasm; kinociliary basal body
Molecular function (GO): ATP binding
Source: RefSeq, a predicted model, not a curated record
AUGGUUGAUGAUAUGAUCAAGCAUCAUGUUCAACUUGUAGCAUGUCAAAAAAUAAUUCAUCCAACACUUCAACAUUACAUAACUUCUCAUAACUUAUAUUUUGUUGAAAGAUUGACAAUAUUUCAUAUUGAAGCCAUGCAAAAACUUACUGGAGCCAAAUUGAUCAGUUCAUGCUUGGCUAAAAUUAGUGAGGAUAGUUAUGGAUCAUUGAAGGAAAUCAAAUUAUUGACAAUACAGAAGAAAAGAUAUCUCAAUAUGAUUUCUCAUCCAGAAACAAAACCAAAGAUUUCGACACUAUUGUUGUGUGGGCCAGAUGAACACAGUCUUGACGAAUUAAAACUAGUAUGUCCAGGAGUUUUAAGGUCUUUGAAGCAAUUACUGAUUAAACCUUAUAUUUUACCCGGGGGAGGAUGUUUUGAAACAAUCAUGACAGGUACCUUACUAGAGACUACAAAGAGUAACAGCAAUAUUUAUCAUGGCAUCUGUACUAAAGAGCAAUACUCAAUUGGUCUAAAUUCAGUGGCCUCAGCAUUUCUCCAGAUUGCACUUGCCUUGGACCAUGAUGGUUUUGAUCAUCUAGUUGAUACAAAAACAUUUCACCACUGGAUAUGCAGGGAUAAAAACUUGGGAAUUUUGAAACAAUGUCUAUGUGGCUCUGUGAAUAGGACAGAAACCACCGAGUUUUACAUGACAGAAGAGUUAUUGAGAGCAAUCCCUAUGGAUAUCAGUGUACACAAGACAUUAACUUUGGAUAGUAAUGAAUACAGACAGUCAGUAUUUGAUGUAAUGAGCAUUAAGAUAUUUGAUGAAGUAUCAUAA